Messenger RNA from Osmerus eperlanus (European smelt), 3732 nucleotides. Its product is annotated as un-named hu7910. The record is from RefSeq and is a predicted model, not a curated record. The transcript is spliced from 30 exons. Gene Ontology annotation, cellular component: membrane; endoplasmic reticulum. Gene Ontology annotation, biological process: peptidyl-aspartic acid hydroxylation. Gene Ontology annotation, molecular function: peptidyl-aspartic acid 3-dioxygenase activity; protein binding. The coding region runs from base 141 to 2633 and encodes 830 amino acids. NCBI's taxonomy places the organism in Eukaryota, Metazoa, Chordata, Actinopteri, Osmeriformes, Osmeridae.
GUUGUAUCUAACCAGAAGGCUGAGUAUCGUCAUUCUGCCGACUGACUGCUCUCUAGCUCUGCAGCCAACAGGAACUUGUCUGUGGCUGGCCGGUUGUUGUGUUGACCCUGGGGGAGUUUUCUGAUCCUUGGUCUGCCCCAAUGGAGGAAGUUGGACCCCAAGAGGUGUCGGCGGUAGAGGAGGUAGCAGAGGUGAAGCAAGUGCCAGUGGAGAGUAACAAUGGCAGGAAGCCAGAGAGAGGAGGCCCCAGGAACUCUGUGUUCACCUGGUUUAUGGUGCUAGCUCUGCUGGGGGUGUGGAGCUCUGUGGCCAUGGUCUGGUUUGGCCUGGUGGACUACGACUCUGUCAUAGCCAGGGCAAGACAGUUCAGAGGGAACUUCUCUGAGGUUCUACAAGGUAAACUGUGGGCGUACGACGCAGACGGAGAUGGGGACUUUGACGUUGAGGACGCCAAAGUUCUCCUCGGCCUGGCCAGAGAGGGCUCCUCUGGUGACAGCGCUGAGUCACUAGAGGAAGUGCUUGAUAUUUUAGCGGAAGAGGGUUCCGAUUGGUUUUAUGGCUUCUUCACAUUUCUGUUUGACGUGGUGACAUCGCCGGUAGAGAAGGGAGAAGAAGAGGAAAGGGAGGAGGCGGCAGAGGUGGGCGAUGAGAAAAAGCAUCUUACCGCCAAACGAGAGAAGCUGGAGAAAGAAGACAAGAUUGCUGUUAAGAAAAAAGUAAAAAAUAAAGCAGAUCAGGGCCCUGGAGAAGUUGUUUCUAUAAAGAACAAAUCCAAAGGGCUAAAACGGAGGCCUGUGUCCGUGGUCCAGCCUGCAGACCCCCAGCAACAGCCAGAAGAGACAGAAACAAGCCAUGGGGAGGAGCCCAAGGCAGGGACCAAUAAUGUGGCUGUCCAGGAUGAUGUCCCUGGUCUCACAGUGGAGGAUGAUGUGGAUGGAUCUCAGAUGUUGAAGUUGGAGUCUGAAAUCCAAGCUGCUGUGCCACUGCCUCCACCAUCUGAGGAAGAGUUUGUCCCAGAUGACAGCAGUAAACAUUCUGUUCUAGAUGAACACCCCUACGAAGACAAGCUGAACACUAUUGACACCAAAGGAGUGCUGGUGGAGGAGUCCCAGCCACAAGAGACACUAGAGGAGUCUGGGCCAUAUGACGACCAGUCAGGAUCACAGUAUAUUCAAAAACCAGUGUCUGAACCAGAACCACACACAGAGCCAUCUUCUGAAGCCCAGCCCCAGGGAGAACAGGAGCCAGCAGCAGAACCCCAGGCUGAACCUGCAGCCACAGAAUCAACAGGAAGUGUUUCAGAGCAGCCAGAGGAGAAGCUGAUAGACAAAGUUAAGAAGAAGAAGCCCAAACUGCUGAACAAGUUUGAUAAAACCAUCAAGGCAGAGAUCGAGGCAGCAGACAAGCUACGGAAAAAGGGUAUUGCAGAAGAGGCCGUCAGGGCGUUUGAGGCCCUAGUCCAACAGUACCCUCACAGCCCCAGGUGUCGCUAUGGGAAAGCUCAGGCCGAGGAUGAUAUGGCUGAGAAGCAGCGCAGUAAUGAGAUGCUCCAGAAGGCCAUCAACACGUACCGGGAGGCGUCAGAACUGCCCAGCGCCACACCAGACCUCGUCAGAGCCUCGCUCAAGAGGCGUGCUGAGAGACAGCAGUUCCUAGGUCGUAUGCGAGGAGCUCUGGCCACCCUGGAGAAGCUGGUGCAGAUCUUUCCUGAGGAUUUGAGCCUGAAGAAUGACCUGGGGGUGUCUCACCUGCUGCUGGGGGACAACCACAGCGCCCGGAGGGUCUAUGAGGAGGUGUUGGCUGUUGCCCCUGACGAUGGGUUUGCGAAGGUUCACUACGGCUUCAUCCUCAAGUCAGAGAACAAAAUAGCAGAGAGCAUCCCAUACCUGAGGGAGGGACUGGAGUCAGGUGACCCAGGAACAGACGAUGGAAGGUUCUACUUCCACCUAGGAGAUGCCCUGCAGAGAGUGGGAGACAACAGCGCCUAUGAGUGGUAUGAGCGGGGCCAUCAGAGGGGUCACUUUGCGUCGGUGUGGCAGAGGUCCUUGUACAACGUGAAGGGCCUGCAGGCACAGCCCUGGUGGACACCCCAGGAGACCGGCUACACUGACCUGGUCAAGGCCCUAGAGAAGAACUGGCGUGUGAUCAGGGACGAGGCUCUGUCUGUGAUGGACACAUCCACAGGCCUGUUCCUUCCUGAAGAGGAGAACCUCAGAGAGAAGGGGGAGUGGGGCCAGUUCACACUCUGGCAGCAAGGGAAGAAGGCAGGGGAGGCGUGUCGCAGCGUUCCCAGGACCUGCUCUCUACUGGAGCGCUACUCUGAGGCCACAGGCUGCAAAAGAGGACAGAUCAAGUUCUCUGUGAUGCAGCCAGGUACCCAUGUGUGGCCUCAUACUGGUCCUACUAACUGUCGUCUGCGGAUGCACCUGGGGUUGGUCAUCCCCAAGCAGGGAUGCAAGAUCCGCUGCACCAACGACACCAGGGUUUGGGAGGAGGGGAAGGUGCUCAUCUUUGAUGACUCGUUUGAACAUGAAGUGUGGCAGGACUCGGACAGCUACAGACUGAUCUUCAUCAUAGACGUGUGGCACCCAGAGCUGAGCCAGCACCAGCGGAAGGUGCUCUCUCCCAUCUAGACACCCGGAAGAGCUCCAGACCUGCACACUGCUGCACACGCAGGCUUCAGGGCCUCUCUUGGCAGGGUGGGACAGGGGCAUCUGGUCACUGUUAGGAUGUCUCACAGCAGAGACUGGGACAUCUGAGGCCUGGAGAGGAGCCCAGAGCCUGACUGUGUGUGUGUGUGUGUAGGUGUUUGUGUAGGGGUGUUUGUGUAGGGAAGUGUAGGGGUGUGUGGUAGUGUGUGCGUGUGUGUGUGGUGGUGUAUGCGUGUGAACCUGCUUCCUGAAACGCCAUGUUGUCAGCACCUGCUGGACGCACUGUGCUGCCUAGAGGCCAUGCUGGAGAACCUACCACUUGGUGGAUCACUCACUGACUGACUGCUUACUGACUGACUAGUUAGUGGCUGACUGGUUAGUUGCUGACUGGUUGCUAACUGACUGGUUGCUGACUGACUGGUUAGUGGCUGACUGGUUUCUGAGGUAUCGGUAGAUAAUGUCAGCUUGGUUAGACCCAGCGAAAAUAGGGCUUGUUUCUUCCUUAAGCACUGAGUCCAACCUAGGGUACAUCGUCGGAGAUAGCAGGCACCUGCAGAACUGUACAGCCCAUCGGUUCACACCCAUUCAACUCAUAACCCCUGGAUCCUGACCAGGUGGCUGUUAAACACAGCAGCAGGUUUAGGUUGGCCUGUCUAGUUUAGAAGCACCUGUUUAGACUCUCAGUAUGGCCUCUCUAUACAUUAUGAACCUUUUAUCCAUCAUGCCAAUUCUCUUUUGACCGUUACCAAUAAUGUGUUUUCUGUACGCUUACGUUGAGUAUAUAAUGCCAAAAUAGACACACAAUGUAUUUGUAUGUUGAAGACAAAGUACAUUAUUCAAUGUGCCUUGGGAGAUGGACCAGAAAGUAGUGCUAUCCCUGUUGUGUCCAGAUCCACUGCCUCACAGCUUCGUCUAUGUGCAGAAAUCCAACCUGUCUCUGAACUCACUGUCCUGUAGGAACUGCUCAGCCUGUCACCAUCCACUGGGUCUGAUGUUUGUGUACAUUUGUAAUUAACACUGAAUAAUUGCACAUCAACUGUACAGCUUUUUCACUUAAAUAAAACAUUACCAAUGUCCAAAA